AUGCCACUCGACUCCAUCUCUUAUGUUGCUCAACGCGCUUCCUAUUUUCGUCGUCUUGAUGACUUACGAGCCAACGGAGUCUUUAUUUAUUAUCAUGAUGAGACUUGGUGCAAUAUAGGUGAAGAAAAACGUUCGAGAUGGAUUAACGACAAAGAUGAAGGACGCUUGAAGAAGUCCGAUGGAGAAGGAAAACGAUUGACUAUCUCAGCUAUGAUCAACGAGAAUGACUUUCACAAGGAAUCUGUCGAUAUAUUUGCCUGUGAUGAAGACCAUUCUAUGAACUCGACUCAUUUCAUUCAUUGGAUUGAAAAAUUCGCGUCUCAUCUUCGUUUACUUCAUGGCCCUUCCGUUCGUAUUGCCAUCGCCAUUGACAACGCUACGUGGCAUAACGAACUCAUCGACGAAGCGAAACCGCCAAAGCGUUCAUGGCGUAAUGAUCAGCUUCAACAAUGGCGGAAAGAACAUGAACUGAAAUACGAUACAACGCUGAAGAAAGGUGAGUUAUUGCAAAUCGCAUUUUCCCACAUUCCACCGAAGCGUUACAAGACUAACGCCGUUGCCAGCUUAUUCAACGUCGAGCUCGUUCGUCUUCCAAUCAAGCAUUGCGUUUGA
This is a messenger RNA of Adineta ricciae, 612 nucleotides long. NCBI's taxonomy places the organism in Eukaryota, Metazoa, Rotifera, Eurotatoria, Adinetida, Adinetidae. The record is from the annotation of a GenBank genome assembly.